Cyphellophora attinorum is the source of this 1212-nucleotide messenger RNA. RefSeq names its product Endo-1,4-beta-xylanase 2. Bases 1 to 1212 code for a protein of 403 amino acids. The record is from RefSeq and is a predicted model, not a curated record. Gene Ontology annotation, molecular function: hydrolase activity, hydrolyzing O-glycosyl compounds. Gene Ontology annotation, biological process: carbohydrate metabolic process. The transcript has 2 exons. NCBI's taxonomy places the organism in Eukaryota, Fungi, Ascomycota, Eurotiomycetes, Chaetothyriales, Cyphellophoraceae.
AUGCAUUUCUCUACGCUGACCGCAGCCGUGCUGGUCCUUGCCGGUACAAGCAUCGCCAGUCCCGUUUGGUCGGACGCCCCAGCAGCUCCAACACCACCGGCGCCGCCCAAAGGAGGCCCCGGCGGACCACCCAAGCCUCCUGGCCCUCCAGCACCGCCAGGAGGGGGACCAGGUAAACCACCAGGACCACCAGGGCCACCUCAGCAACCGACCGGCCUCAAUGCUGCGAUUAAGUCUCGUGGCAAGGAAUGGUUCGGAACCGCUCUCACCAUCCGCAACGACACGGCCGAGCGCGCCAUCCUCACGAAUAUCAACGAGAUUGGUUCCGUGACCCCAGAGAACGCUAUGAAGUGGGAGUCGACCGAGCCCAACCGCGGAAACUUCACCUUUGCGGACGCCGACGCGAUCGCUGCUUUCGCUACAGCGAAUGGUAAGGAGAUUCACUGUCACAACUUUGUGUGGCACAGCCAGCUUGCGCCGUGGGUCACUGAAGGCAACUUCGACAACGCUACGCUUAUCCAGAUCAUGAAGGAUCAUAUCUACGCGCUUGGCGGCAGGUAUAAGGACGUCUGCACUCGGUGGGACGUGGUCAAUGAGGCUCUAAACGAGAACGGCACGUAUCGUUCAAGCGUCUGGUACGACACCAUUGGGGAAGCUUUCCUCCCGAUUGCCUUCAGGUUUGCCGCGGAGGCGACUCCAAAGUCGAAGCUGUACUACAACGACUACAACUUAGAAUACGGCCAGAACAAGACUGCUGGCGCAGCACGGAUCGUCGAAUUGAUCAAGUCUUAUGGUGUGCGCAUCGAUGGCGUCGGCUUCCAAGCUCACCUUGCUGCAGAGGCUACGGGUACAGUGCCCGAUGGCCCACCAUCCCACGAUACCUUGGUCGGAAGUCUUGAGACCAUGACCAAUCUGGGCGUGGAUGUUGCGUAUACGGAGUUGGAUCUGAGAGUCAACACGACCGACGCUGAUGGAUUCGAGGCUUCGCCAGCAAGCUUGGAGGCACAGGCUGAUGCUUACUCGACAGUGGUGUCGAGCUGUAUGGAUGUGAAGAGGUGCCGAGGUAUCACGGUCUGGGGCAUCUCUGACAGGUAUUCUUGGAUCCCAGGCGUCUUCCCUGGUGAGGGAGCUGCGCUUCUGUGGGAUGCGGAUUUCCAGAAGAAGGCGGCGUACAAUGCUACGUUGGAGACGAUCUUGAGCUAUCGGCCAUGA